GGGGGCAGCAGCGCCGCCAGCAAGCGGUCCGCCGCCGCCAUGGGCUACACGCGCGACCGCUUCGCGCUCCGGAUGGCGCCCGCGGGAGGCCGCCGCGCCCCCGCCAUCCACCGGUGAGCGAGCCCGGAGCCUGGCUUCCCGCCGAGCGCGGGCAGAGUGCAGGCCUCUCCCGGCCGCGCGGAGGCCCCUGGGAGCUCCCAAGAAGCACUGGGGUAGAAUCCUGGCUCUGUAGAGCUGGAAGGGACCCGAGGGUCAUCUAGUCCAGCCCCCUAACAGACGGCCAUCUGCUUGAACCCCUUCAAGGAAGGUGGCUCCUCUCUAGAGAGCGGGCUGACCCCCGGAGGGUGAGGUGGGCGGGCGGAGUGCUGCUGGCUGAAGGAGCUCCGUCAGAAAACCAGCUGCUGAAGCUGCGUGUUAGCAAGGCCGUCCCCUUAACUCUUCUCAAGAUAUUGAGCCCAAACCUCUUGCUGUCGGUCCAGCUUGCAUGAAUGAAUUGUGCUGUGUGAAGAAGGUCUUCCUACUGCCCUGCAUCUCCCAGCUCCCACUCACCCGGUGGCCUCCUUGGGUUGCAGUUUUGUGAGAGAGGGAGAAGAGCUCUGCAGAGACAUCUUUCUCAUCGCCCCUCAGCCACCUUUUCCGUGGGUUAAAAAGCCCUCAUGGGGGACAGAUAAAGGAUCCCCACUUUGCCACCUGUUGACUGUGUGAAACAGAAACACCACAGUCACGAAACCUCUGCCAUUUGCUAGGAAGCUCCAGUGGGGAGAGGAGAGGGUUGCUCAGGGUCUCCUUGUGGGCUUCCUAGAUCCCGUGAGAACAGGAUGCAGGGUGGGUCUUCUUUGGCCUGAUCUGGAAGCCAAGCUCUUCUUGAUUAUUUUUUUGCAUAUGUUUAUAUUGUGCCAUUAAAAGACAGGAAAUGGCUUUUCCUUUUCCCAUCUGGAAAAGCAGCUGGAAGAGAAACCAAAAUGUGCCUGUUCUGGAACAAAAUAUAGCAUGCAUUGUCCAUGACCACAAACAGUUCAUACACAGCAGCCCUGAGGACAUCUUUCAUGAUAGCCCACCUCCAGCUGAGCUCUUCUGAAGUCUGUCAUGGGAUCUCAAGUAUAAAACUAGAGGUGAACUCCAUGUGCAUCUUCUGUGGCAUGUGGGCAGGAAACUGCCAGCACUAAUAAUAAAUAAUAAUAAAAAAUUUUAUUUAUAUCCCGCCCUCCCCAGCUGAAGCCGGGCUCAGGGCGGCUAACAAUAAUAAAACAGUACAACAGUACAACACAACACAACACUCUAAAAUCAUUCAUUAUAAAAUUAAUUCAAAUCAAACCAAUGGCAACCAUUGGGCCAGAGCUCCGCGAAGAUUGCCGAAGGAGGGAGUCAGGCUGUGCCCUGGCCAAAGGCCUGGUGGAACAGCUCUGUCUUGCAGGCCCUGCGGAAAGAUGUCAAGUCCCGCAGGGCCCUAGUCUCUUAUGACAGAGCGUUCCACCAGAUCAGAGCCACAGCCGAAAAAGCCCUGGCUCUAGUUGAGGCCAGCCUAACCUCUCUGUGGCCUGGGACCUUCAAGAUGUUUUUAUUUGAAGACCGUAAGUUUCUCUGUGGGACAUACCAGGAGAGGCGGUCCCGUAGGUACGAGGGGCCUAGGCCGUAUAGGGCUUUAAAGGUUAAAACCAGCACCUUAACCCUGAUCCUGUGCUCCGCCGGGAGACAGUGCAGCUGGUACAGCACCAGGUGAAUGUGAUCUCGCAGCGAGGACCCCGUAAGGAGUCUCGCCGCGGCAUUCUGCACCCGCUGGAGUUUCUGGGUCAGUCUCAAGGGCAGCCCCAAGUUGAGCAAGUUACAAUAAUCCAGUCUGGAGGUGACCUUCGCGUGGAUCACAGUGGCUAGGUCAGGGCGAGAGAGGUAAGGAGCCAACUGCUUAGCUUGGCGGAGCUACUUAGUUUAUUUACUUACAUGGCUUGCAUUCCACUCAAUUGUCAAUGUCUUGUGGGUGGGUAACAGUGACUGCUGUAUUCGCCGGUGGUGAAAGAAAUGUACCUGCAAAUCUCACAUAACCAUGUGAACAGCCCAUAUAUCUCCAGUGUGGCAGCUGCUGCUGUGUAGGACAUGCGGAUGGUUGUUCCUUCCUUAUUUGAAAUUUCUGUAUGCCGCCCUCCAUUACUUCCUGUGCUCUCUCUCAUAGGGGCUACUAUGUCCGGGCCCAGGCAGUGGAACACUGUGUCCGGGCAUUCCUGCUCAACACUCAGAGCUGCCCGCUGAGGCAGGUAAGCUGGGGCGGGCAGAGAGCAGCCGCCACCCCUUUUGCUGUGGAGGGUUUUGCUGUGUGGCGGGUGCUGAUGUUGCAAACUCCUUUCCCUGCAGAUCAUCUCCUUGGGCGCAGGCUUUGACUCCCUCUUCUUCUUCCUCAAGAGCGAGGGGCUUCUGUGCCACACAGUGGUCUUUGAAGUUGAUUUUCCAGACGUGGCAUGCCCUAAAGCAGCCCUCAUCAGAGGAACGGAGGAACUGAUUACCCUGGUGGAGAACAACGCUUCUGCACAGGCUCUGGGUAUGGCGGUUGUCAAUCUUGCCAGUCUGCACACACAGUGUGUCCCUGUUGGGUCUGAUCUGUGUUGGUCCUGUGACCUUUCCAAGGGGGACAUAGGGAGGCCCCCUGACUACAGGCGAUGUGCUUCAGACAGCCCAGGAGAAGGAGGUGGCAGGUGGUGGACGCUGGAUCCAGGCAGGGACAUUGUUAGCAGGGUUGCACACCAUCCAGACAGGGCAGCAGAGUCAGGGCUGAACAUGUGGUGGUUACUGGCAUUUUGGAGAGCCCAGUACUGGGCGCCUGAUGGCAGGUAUUCAGUGGCAGUUCUGGCAACAGAGAUAUGCGUGCUGAGCAGAGCAGAGUAGCCUGCUUAAUGUUCGCUUGAUGUGUGCAAAGCUGUUUUUCCUUCCUCACCUGCAAGGCUCAUCUCCCGGCAGCCUGGCACUGUUUUUGCCUGCCCCCCUUGUACGAGGAAGGGUCACAGUCACUUUGUGGAUGGCAGUGAGGAGCAUCUCUCUGUCUGGGCUCCAGGAGGUGAUGAAUGACAGCUCUGUGACUUCUUUUCCCAGGAGCGACUGCUUUCUCUGGAGAGGAUUACAGGCUGUUGGGAGUGGACCUCUCUGAGCUGCCGAGGCUGGAAGAAGCCUUGCACAGGGCAGGACUGGACCCCAAAGUCCCCACAAUGCUCCUGGCUGAAGUGGUGCUCACCUACAUGGAGGUGGAGAGGUUUGUGGAAUGCACUUUCCCUCCUGGGUCUCCUUAGCUGCCUGAGGGGCAACAGGCUGUUGUCCUGACAUAACAUUCAUAACAGCAAAUGGUUAUGUGCGCUCUGAGGGAACGUUGCUUGGCAAAUGUUACUCAAUGUACCGUAUUUUUUGUCCUAUAGGAUGAACUUUUUCCCCUCCAAAAAUGAAGGGGAAAUGUGUGUGCAUCCUAUGGGGCGAAUGCAGGCUUUCGCUGAAGCCUGGAGAGGGAGAGGGGUCGGUGCGCACCAACCCCUCUCGCUCUCCAGACUUCGCGCAGCUCUCCGCAAGCCGGGGGAGAUCGGCGCGACUUCCCGCCGGGUUCCCUAGGCUUGCGGAUAGCAGCCUGUUCUGGGGGCUGGGGCUUCCCCCAGCCCCGCGCCUGGGGGGGAAAUAAUUUUUUUUUCUUUAUUUCCCCCCCCCCAAAAAAAACUAGGUGUGCCCUAUGGGGCGAAAAAUAUGGUAAUCAAGUGUGAAGUGAUGCAUGUGAAUGUUUAUGCUGUCUGAGCAAAUUACAUGCUUAGGAUUCUUAGGAAUGAUUAAUGGACUUCAAUGUCUGUACACUAAUGCGCAAAGCAUGGGAAAUAAACAAGAUGAGCUUGAGCUCUUGGUACAGCAAACUAAAUAUGACAUAAUAGGCAUCACUGAAACCUGGUGGGAUAAGUCCCAUGAUUGGAAUGUAAUAAUGGAGGGAUACAAUCUAUUUCAGAGAAACAGACCAGACAAGAAAGGAGGAGGAGUGGCGUUAUAUGUCAGGGAUGUGUAUACCUGUGAAGAGAUCCAAGAUUUAGAACCUCAAAGCCAAAGUGGGAGCAUUUGGGUCAAAAUCAAGGAAGAGAAGAAUAACAGUGACCUCAUUGUGGGAGUUUACUAUAGAUCCCCAAGCCAAACGGAGGACAUAGAUGUUGCCUUCCUGGAACAGAUGGCCAAGCAUGCAAAAGGAAGGGAGAUAGUAGUAAUGGGGGACUUCAGUUACCCGGAUAUUUGUUGCAUGUCAAACUCAGCCAAGAGCAUAAGGUCAAACAGAUUCCUCACUGGCCUUGCAGACAACUUCAUUGUCCAGAAAGUGGGAGAAGCAACAAGAGGAACAGCCAUUUUAGAUCUGGUCCUAACCAAUGUUGAUGACCUGGUUAGUGGGGUAGAAGUGGAAGGAUCAUUAGGCGCGAGUGAUCAUGCUCUUCUGAAGUUUACUAUACAGCGGAAAGGAGCAGCCAAGCAUACUAGGACUCAAUUUCUUGACUUUAAGAAAGCCGACUUCAUAAAACUUAGGGAAGUGCUGGGUGAGAUCCCAUGGACAGUAAUACUAAAAGGAAAGGGAGUUCAUGAUGGCUGGGAGUUUGUUAAGAGGGAGAUAGUAAAAGCACAACUUCAGGCAAUACCAAUGAGACGGAAACAUGGAAGGUGCCUAAAGAAGCCAGGGUGGCAAUCUAAAGAACUUUUAACUGAGUUAAGAUUAAAAAGGAUGUGUACAAAAAAUGGAAAAGGGGGGAAACCACCAAAGAGGAAUUCAAACAAAUAGCCAGCACGUGUAGACACAAAGUCAGAAAAGCUAAAGCACAGAAUGAACUCAGGCUUGCUAGAGAGGUUAAAAGCAACAAAAAAGGCUUUUAUGGGUAUGUUCGUAGCAAAAGGAAGAACAAAGAAACAGUGGGGUCACUCAGAGGAGAAGAUGGUGAAAUGCAAACAGGGGACACAGAAAGGGCUGAACUCCUCAAUGCCGCCUUUGCCUCAGUCUUCUCCGAUAAAGAAAACAAUGCCCGACCUGAAGAAUUUGGAGCAAAUGAUUCAGCAGAGGAAACACAGCCCAGAAUAACUAAGGAGAUAGUACAAGAAUACUUGGCUAGUUUAGAUGUAUUCAAGUCUCCAGGGCCAGAUGAACUGCAUCCAAGAGUGUUAAAAGAACUGGCAGAUGUGAUCUCAGAACCAGUGGCAGUCAUCUUUGAGAAUUCCUGGAGAACAGGCGAAGUCCCGGCAGACUGGAGGAGGGCAAAUGUUGUCCCUAUUUUCAAAAAGGGGAAAAGAGAGGACCCAAAUAAUUACCGCCUUGUCAGUCUGACAUCAAUACCAGGGAAGAUUCUGGAGCAGAUCAUUAAGCAAACAGUCAGCAUGGAUUUCUGAAAAAUAAGUCAUGUCAGACUAACCUGAUCUCGUUUUUUGACAGAAUUACAAGCCUGGUAGAUGAAGGGAACGCAGUGGAUGUAGCCUACCUUGAUUUCAGCAAGGCAUUUGACAAGGUGCCCCAUGAUAUUCUUGUAAAGAAGCUGGUAAAAUGCGGUCUUGACUAUGCUACCACUCAGUGGAUUUGUAACUGGCUGACUGACCGAACCCAAAGGGUGCUCAUCAAGGGUUCCUCUUCAUCCUGGAGAAGAGUGACUAGUGGGGUGCCACAGGGUUCUGUCUUGGGCCCAGUCUUAUUCAACAUCUUUAUCAAUGACUUGGAUGAUGGACUCAAGGGCAUCCUGAUCAAAUUUGCAGAUGACACCAAACUGGGAGGGGUGGCUAACACCCCAGAGGACAGGAUCACACUUCAAAACGACCUUGACAGAUUAGAGAACUGGGCAAAAACAAACAAGAUGAAUUUGAACAGGGAGAAAUGUAAAGUAUUGCACUUGGGCAAAAAAAAUGAGAGGCAUAAAUACAAGAUGGGGGACACCUGGCUUGAGAGCAGUACAUGUGAAAAGGAUCUAGGAGUCUUGGUUGACCACAAACUUGACAUGAGCCAACAGUGUGACGCGGCAGCUAAAAACGCCAAUGCAAUUCUGGGCUGCAUCAAUAGGAGUAUAGCAUCUAGAUCAAGGGAAGUAAUAGUGCCACUGUAUUCUGCUCUGGUCAGACCUCACCUGCAGUACUGUGUCCAGUUCUGGGCACCACAGUUCAAGAAGGACACUGACAAACUGGAACGUGUCCAGAGGAGGGCAACCAAAAUGGUCAAAGGCCUGGAAACGAUGCCUUAUGAGGAAUGGCUAAGGGAGCUGGGCAUGUUUAGCCUGGAGAAGAGGAGGUUAAGGGGUGAUAUGAUAGCCAUGUUCAAAUAUAUAAAGGGAUGUCACAUAGAGGAGGGAGAAAGGUUGUUUUCUGCUGCUCCAGAGAAGCGGACACGGAGCAAUGGAUCCAAACUACAAGAAAGAAGAUUCCACCUAAACGUUAGGAAGAACUUCCUGACAGUAAGAGCUGUUCGACAGUGGAAUUUGCUGCCAAGGAGUGUGGUGGAGUCUCCUUCUUUGGAGGUCUUUAAGCAGAGGCUUGACAACCAUAUGUCAGGAGUGCUCUGAUGGUGUUUCCUGCUUGGCAGGGGGUUGGACCUGAUGGCCCUUGUGGUCUCUUCCAACUCUAUGAUUCUAUGAUUCUAGGAAAGGAAUUCAAAAUAAAGGUACCUGUAUCAUAACAGUGUUCUUCAAAUCUGUGGUGAAAUACAGUACAAUCGGUUGAAAGCUGGCUGGUUGAAAUCAAACAAAUGCACAGAAGGUGGAGAGCUCAAAAGAUCUUUUUGCGUGGCAUUUUCCUGGGGCAGAAGGAGCUUUUGAGCUUUCCGCCUUGCUUACUGUGCUGUGGGAAACUCUGAUGAGAUUUUUUGGGAUCUCCUGCUGAGAUCGAUCCAGAGUAUUCCAGUGUCCACACGCUGACUGGGGCUCUGCAAGGGGGCAGUUCCAAGGGGGAGAUGGGAAUAUAUGCAGCAUCCCUGGAAUGGAAACCCCAUGCAAGAUGCGAUCAAACUGUACUGUGUACAAUUCUGGUCACCCCACCCCAAAAAGUUGUAAAGCUGAAAAGAUAUAGAAAGGGGCAACCAGGAGGAUAAAGCAGGAGUAAUGCCCCUAUGAGAAAAGGCUGCAGCAUUUGGGACUUUUUAGUAAAAGGCGAGGAAAAGGCAACAGAAUAGAUGCUCAUAAAAUGAUGCCUGGCAUGGAGAAAGUGGGUGGAGAAAAGGUUUUGUCCCUCCCCCAUAACACCCUGGAGGAAUAUCCAUGGAGGGAACCGCAGGAGGGGAGAGAGCUGCUGUUGUGCUUGAAUCCUGCUUACAGGUUUCCCAUAUUGGUGUUCAGGUGGCUACAAUGAGGACUGGAUGCUGGACUAAUUGGGCCAUUGGCCUGAUCUAGCAGGCUUUUAUUUUACAGUGGUACCUCGGGUUAAGAGCUUAAUUCGAUCUGGAGGUCCGUUCUUAACCUGAAACUGUUCUUAAUCUGAAGCAUCACUUUAGCUAAUGGGGCCUUCUGCUGCCACUGCGUGAUUUCUGUUCUCACCCUGAAGCAAAGUUCUUAACCCGAGGGACUAUUUAUGAGUUAGCGGAGUCUGUAACCUGAAGCGUAUGUAACCCGAGAUACCGCUGUAUUCUUAAAUUCUUAAUUUAGGUUGCCAAAUACACAAGUUGGCCUUAGCACUUCUGCUUAUUAGCCUUUAAUUAACUUUAUUUAAAUAAAGUUAACUUUAUUUAAACUUUACUUAAAAUGUGUUUAAAGGUGCAUUUUAAUUGUUACAGGAGGACAUGUCCUUGUGCUCCCUUCCAGCCCUAGGAGAGGAGGGCAUUCAUCUACCCGCCCUGCCUACUGUCCACACAGACCUUGGGGGCUGUGGGGCGCACCUUUGGUCUCCUCUGGUAGCAGACAGAGGCUGGAGCUAGGCUAGGUUGCUCUUCACUGCUAGACUUCACCCUCCCCUCCCUUGGUGCCUUCCAGGUCAGAUGCCCUGGUCCGGUGGGCUGCUGGACACUUACUGCAUGCGUGGUUCAUCCUGUAUGAACAAAUCCAUCCCGAAGACCCCUUUGGGCACGUCAUGCAGAAUCACUUCAGCCGGCUCAACUCCCACCUUCGUUCCCUGGCCCAGUACCCCAACUGUAAGGCCCAGCGGACCCGAUUCCUUCAGAGGGUGAGUGCACGGGACUCAAGCGAGAUGGAGGCAGGAAAGAGGGAGGUCCUGUCUUUGGCAGAGGGUGGGGGCAGCUGAAGAAAGUGGCCUGUGGGAGCUGCUGCUGCUGCUCAGGGCUGAGCGCUGCUCUCAGUGCUCUGCCUUUCUUUCCAGGGCUGGACAGAAUGCAGCAUCGUCAACAUGAAUGAGUUCUACAGCCACGUUGUCCUUGGAGAGGAACGGCAGAGGAUCCAAGCCCUGGAGCCUUUUGAUGAGUUUGAGGUAACUGGCCAGGACAGAGGCCCAGAGCCAGGUGCUUCUCUCUGGGCUGCAGUGGGGCAUGGGCUUCAGCAGGUGCCUGAGAGUUCCAGGAAAGGGCCAGACUGGUGGUCUUCAGAGCUGCGUGAAGUGGAAUGGCCUGCCCAGAGCUUUGCCAGGGCUGGCUGGCCUUAUUCCAGGGGUGGGAGGUGCCCAGGGAGCCUCUGAUGGCCAGCUGGUGCCAGAACCAUCAAGCACUUCCAGAAGAGCAUGGAGAAAUCUGCCUAGAAGUGCCUCUCUGUCCCCAGGAUCCAAAGAGGCAAAAACACCUGGGAACCUGCUGGCCAAGGUCUUAAGAACCCUAAGGAGAAGCUGCUGGAUCGUCUCUUCUAGCCGCCUGUUCUCAUAGCCUGUGGGAAACCAAGGAGUGAACAAGCAGCAGCGAGCCCCCUCCCCUCCCGUGCCCACCCUGGCAGCUCCUCUCAGCAGGGUCCUCCCCCCCUUUUUAAACUACAACCCCCCCACCUGUCCUUUCUGGAGACUUCUGUUGUGGUCACUUCCUGGGCCCAAAGGACUCCAAGUGGGUCAAGCCGGCUGCUGUGUCUGCUCUGUGAAAGGGGCGUAGGCUUCUUCUUCUUUUUUUAGAUGAUAUUUAUUGAGAAUUUUAAAAUUACAAAGAAAAAGAAGGAAAAAAAAAAGAGAAAGAGAAAAAGAAAGAAAAAGCUAAAUAGAAAUAACAAUUAAACAAUACAAAUCAAUAAAAGCCAAAGAAAAAAAGAAAAAACAAAACACACAAUACAUCAAAAUCAAAUAGCAAAAAUAAACAAAAAAUUUAAGAACAAAUCCAAUAUUCCCAAAUCCUUAACUUUCAUUAACUUAUUUCAUCGACCUCCUCGCACCUCCCUUUUUUGUAUUCUAGUUGUUAAUUAUCUCAGCAAAUCCUUUCCAUCUUUCACAAUAUUCUGUCAUUUAAUUACCUUAAUCUAUUUUACCUUAUCUUACCAUAAAAAACCUUAAAACGUAAAGCUUAAAUCUUAUUUAUACCAAAUUCUUUUAACCAUAACAUAUUCUUACAUAAUUCUUACAUAAUUCUUUUUAACGUUUCUGCUAAAGCCAAAUAAUUUCAUUCCAACAUUUUUCUAAUACUCAUUAAUUUUACGAUACUUUUCCAAAUAAAUUUUUAUAACUUUCUUCCAAUCUUCAUCCAUCGUCUCUUCUUCCCGGUCUCGGGUUUUGUCAGUCCUUUCUAUCCCAUUCAUCUGGUCCAUCAACCUGAUGAUCUUAUAUCCGAGGCUCUUUAGUCUUUUCCAUGUCCCUUCCGCAGGUCUUCUUCAUAUUUAUACCUGCACUUUACUUUGUCUUCUGCUGAUCUUAUUCUUAAUUUCCUUCCUUUCACUCGGGGAGACUCCAACUUGACAAUAUCUUUGUCCCUUCUCAACAAGUCAGCCCCUUUUCCAUAAUCAACACUGAAAUCCAUGUGAUAUUUAGAGGCAUGUUUCAAAGUCCCUCCAAAGUUAAGGGCUCCCACAUCUCUGAACUCCUCCCGGCCCAAAGCCAGACUCGAAAUGUCAAAACAUCCCUGCAUAGGGGGAUCCAUCCAGCCCCCCAUCUCCAGACCAAACAGAACUGCAUCUCUCCAAAUCUGACUUUUUCCAGAUUCAUUCGUCAAAUCCAACAACUCAUGUUCCUGCUGGGCCGCAGCUCUCUCCAUAACUGUUACUUGAGACUCAGCAACAACCUCCUCCUUUAUCUGAUCUGUCAAAGCACAUUCCUGGGUUAAUUCCUGAGUGGGUUCUAUAUAGGUACCCACUGCCUGUCCAAAAUUUCCAAUCGCAACAGUCAUCAAAUCCACCUUCUCAUGUAACUGUUCCAAUAAAGCACUUGUCUUGCAAAAAGCAAGCACCAAAGCCUCCUCUAAGCACAUUCUUGUUCAAGGUCGAAGUCUGGUCCCACGAUCUUUAAUCUCUACAGCUGCAAAGCUCCCCAGUUCGGCUCUAAUAACAGUUUCACAAGCUCCCUCUAGGGGAAACAAUUUCUAUUUGUAUUCAUCUUUUUUCCCUUUUUUUUUAUAAGCAGAUCUAGCAACAAAAUUUUCCUUUUUCGGAUAUUUUGUUCCUUUUAAAUGCGAAAGGGAACAAUGGAAUCAAUAUGUUUCUCUUCUUUUAGCUAUCUGUCAAAAACAUUUGUCCAUAGUCAAUGAACUUCCUCAAAAUGUCUGUCCUGACACCCCGCUCCCAGGUUCAAGACAGUGGAAAUUUACCUUUCUUUACUCUCUCUUCUGCAGGUUUAAACAGGUUCCCCCCUCUUCUCCUGCUUCCAAGGGGGGGGUUCAAUAAUUUUAAAUGAUGAAAAUUUAAUCCUUUACAAACGACUUUCCAGACUCUAGCUUACGAUGUCUUUGCUUCAAACUGUUUACAAAAGCGGAAGGCGGACUUCCUGUUUAGACCUUCCCGCUCCGGUGCCAAAUUACGAAGUUUAAUAAUUCAAUUUUCCGUUCUACUCACGGGUACUUGUUUAGAGUCCAGUUGUCCACAGGAAAAAAGUCAGCGCUCUCCGACAACAGCAAUGCGGCUUCACUCCGUGAAAAGAGCAGUCGAUUCGAAGCACCGCGCCGCUCACCCCACGUUGCUCCGGAUCCCCGUAGCCGGGUUUCCCCGCGAGUAGGGGAGGCGCUAAAGGUGCCAGCCGAAUCCCAGGUCCACAGGCUUCUCCCGCCUGUGGUUUUUGAUGGGUCUCCGCCUCGCUGUGGCGGUCCAGACCCUAAUUUUCACGGAGCGGGUUCCUCCAGAUCAGAGGAAGCCCGCCAUUGCCGGUGGCGCUAACCCGGAAGCAGCUCUUGGAGCAGCUCUGUGUGAGUCCUUUGGGAAGAACCUCCCACUUGGGACCUUGCAGGUCUCUGCCUUUCCAGCAGCUCCUUGCUGCGGGGCUGGAUUUUAGGGUGCUGUACAAAUGUCGAGUGGGCUGUGGAAGUGGGUAGCUUUUUCAUUAAAUUAUCUCAGUGUUUGACAGAGUUCCUUGUGGCACUUUGCUUGGCGAACGGUUUGUACUGGACGAACGGUUUGCUUGGCGAACGGGCUGGACAAUAAUAUCAGGUGGACUCACAGAGGAAGGUUUGAGUGGGAAACAGAAGCUGGACAAGGCAAGUGAUUCCGCUUCCUGCUCUUUCUGUGCAGGAAUGGCACCUGAAGUGCUCCCACUAUUUCAUCCUUGUGGCCUCCAAAGGAGAGACACCAUCUCCAAAUCUUCUGUUUCCUGGCCUGGAAGGUAAAAACACAGCAGCCCUUUUGUGGGUGGCGGGUGGGGUUGGAGCCAGGACAUUUUGCCACUAGAGGCAAAGCAGAAAAUGUCAGCCGUGCCACUGCCAUGCACCUGCCCAGUGGCGCUGGGUGGGCAUGAGGCGGGUGCACAGAGGGGAUGUUGCCCUCAUUCUCCACCCCACCCCCCCGUGUUUUGGCAGGGUAUCGCCCUCUUUCCUCAGCUUCUUGGGAGGGGGCUGGGCUGGGCAACUGAUUCAGACUGGAGCAGCAGCAGCCUAGCAGGGUCAGAGGCCCUUGGGUCCUGCGGCCGGCCGGCCACUUUCUAUCCAGGUGAAGGCGGCCUAGGUGUGUUGGGCUUACCAGAAGCCCAGGAGGCCAAGACACAUCCCUGGAUGCCAGUCUCCAGGAAGAAGAAGCCGGGGUGGGUGGCGGGGUGCUGAUGUUCAGAAAGUGCAGUCUUGAGAGGAGAAUGGAGCUGGGGAGGAAGGCAAAGGAGAAGCGUGUUGGGGCAUUGGCUGACUUCAACCAGCCUGGCACUGGAGAGGUAGCUGCCUGUUUGGACCCUGGCAAGAAGAGGCAGGAUGAGAGUCCCUCAGGGCAUGCAGUCAACCUAGGGAGAGACUCUAGUGCUGCCAAAACACUUCAGGGGCAGGAGGUUCAGAGCUGUCGGGAGAGUUGCCCUGAAAAACCAGGGGACUUGGCCGUGGUGGUGCAUUGGGGCCUGGGGCCUGUGGGAUUCCCUCCUGGGCAGAGGUGAGGCCACGUGGACUUGGGCUGGGGUGACUUAGAAGUGUGCAGCCCUUGUGCCGUGGGCUUCCUCCUGUUGUGGUGCCUCUGCUGCCAGUGACACCUCCUGCCCCCACCCCUGUUUCUCCCCUUCAGCCUCCCUGACUCACUCUCUGCCAUGUUUUGCUGGGACUCUUGCUGCAUCUGCUUGUGCCCCUGUCUCUGGGCUGAGGCGCUAUGGCCACCGCUCUGUGGUCAUUGCCCCUGACGUGAUCCUGACCACUGGAGGUUUUGGGGACCACGGGGGACGUCACUGCCGCCUGACAGAGCUGCAUGCCUUGAUCAAGCAGAAGGAUGCCUGGCAAGGGAGCAGUGUGACCUUGGCCGAGCCAGGAGAAGCCUGGGGUGAGUUGGCAGAGGCUCUCUCUGCAUCUGUGGCUGCGUGCCGCCUCCUCUGUGGCUUGCCCAGCCUCCCUUGGGGACAGCAAUCUGAGCUCCGUUGCCUCUUCUUCCUCCGCAGACGGCCGGCUCUUCCACUCCUUGACUCUUCUGCAGGCAGGCUGGGCCGUGGUGUUUGGGGGGCGUCGGUCCCCGGUGAGGCCUGCUCUGGAGGUGCAUUGCCUGAGAGUGUUGGAGUCUGCCAGCGCCUCCGCCUCUGGCACUUUUCGUGUGGAGCUGACUCGGCUGCUGCCCGUCGAGGACCUGCCUUUGCCCCGCUGGAGACACACGGCAACCAAAGUUGUGCAUCAAGGUGGGUGGGAGGCUCUCUCUGGGCUGCAGCAAGGCAGGCUGGCUGGCAGGCCGGAGGCAGUCUGGGGUGGAGAGUAGCCCAAAGGGGCUGCAUCUCUUUCCAUCUCCUGGAUACCUGUCAGGAAGCCCCUUGCUGCUCUCUACUCCCCGGAGGCUCCAGAUACAGUUGAGGGAGGAAGGGCAAGGGAGGAGUUCUGUGGUGGGAUUUCCCACCAGCCCCUUGCCAAUUGUCUUAAAGCCCAGAACAAGUUGUGCUAGUUGGCGGACCUCCUCUAAAGCACUGGUGGAGCAGGGCCAGCAGCCCUUGGAAGAGGCAGUUUAAGAUUCCCAUGGGAAACUCGGGGCAGCCUCCCUCCCUCCCUUCAGCAGGGCCUUAAUAGUUUUCCUGCACCUUAGGAGAUCCCAGGGAGGGGGCAGGACUCCACUCUGACCUCCUGCUCUUUUCCAGGUGAGGCGUACCUGUUUGUCUAUGGGGGCUGUUGCUCCAGGCAGGCUGUGCUGGCAGAUUGGUGCUUCCUGCGCCUGAAGGAGGAGGGGGAGCUCUCCUGCAAGCAGGUACGAGGCAGGCAGAGCCCUCCUGUGCUCCUGGCUGGAGCCUGCAUUCAUCGGUCCCCGUUCGAGUGACCCUGUCAACUGCUUCAGUGGUGUUGGUCCCGUGGGUGGAGUUAGAGAAAAGAGACUUUCCCAAACCUCAGUCUCAUUCCCAUAAUUGUUUGCAAAUCAGAACCGGAAGAAGUUUGGGUGCUGUGAUGCUUUCCAUGCAAGCAACCUUCAAAGUUUGCUUCUUUGCUUCAUUUUUAUCGUGCCUUUCAAGGUGUUUUGGGGAGUGCACAUGUCAUCUUCACAACAACUCUGUGAGGCAGGCUAGGCUGACAAAUGGUGGCUGACCUGAGGUCACUCAGCAGGAGCCAUAGCUGACUGGGUUUCCCUCAGCCUUUUAGUCUGACCCUCUAACUAUCCAAACACAACCUUGGCUUGAAACUGGAGAGUCUGGGACCCCACCCCCCAGCCUGUGCCUCCUCUUUUGCCACUGAGAAGGCCUCUCCCCAUGUGUCCCCCUUUGGCUCCCAGUCCAGCAGCCCCUUCUCUUUACACAUGUCCCCAACCAGAUGGGGAAACAGGCUGCCCCUUCCACGCCUGCCACCCGCUGACCUGAAGGAUGCAGUCUGCUCCAUCUGAGAAGGCUUACUGGGUCUGGGCAAGAUCUGCAGCUUGCAAAGGACUUACACAUCUUCUAGAAAUGAGGGAGUCUUGUGAGCAGGAGGUGUGAGUGCUGACAAAGCAACUCAUGCCUUUAUGGAAUACGGCUGAAGUCGGAGAUUUUGGGAAAGCCCUCUUCUCUUGGCACCUGCUCCCUGGUGGCUCUUGGCUGCUGCACCAGAACAGCCUUUUCAUGCUUCUGGGGGUGGGAGGUGCAGGGGGCUUGCUUGGUGUGUGUGGGGAGAAGCAUAUACUCAUGAGUCCCUGUCCUUUGGGGAAAGGGUGCUGCCGGCUCACUCCUUCCCUUCUGCUCCUUGGCCUUAGAUCCCUGUGGAUGGACCUGUCCCAGCUGGCCGCCACUCCCACAGCGCCUGUGGCUGGGCAGGUGGGGUGCUCAUUGCAGGGGGCCUGGACGCAGCAGAGCAGCCUCUGGGGACCAUCCUCUUUCUGAGGCCCGCUGGGAAAGGCUUUCAGUGGCACUCAGUGGAGACCCACCCGCCAGUCACUCCCAGGUAAGCUCCCUCCCUCCCUCCCUCCCUGGAGCAUCUCUGCAUUAGGCAGGUGGCAGCUGCAGGUCCCAUGGGUGGGUGGGCUUGUCCCCUUCUCGGGCAAAUACCCAAAGGCCAGAGCCAAGCUGUGGUGCUGUGAGGUUGUGGCACAGCCCUCCCCGCAGAGGCUUCUGGUCAGGUCUCCUGCUCUGCCCUGGCCCCAAAGGCCCCCAAACCUCCAACAGACUUUGCCCCCAUCUGGCAUUUUGAGCCACCUGUGCUCAGAAGUACAUCCCACUGAGUUGACUGAGUCUAGCAAAAGGGAACUCCUGUUACCAGGGUGCCGUGAUUGGUCAGAUGGAGCAAAGUGGCGCUGGCAGCAGAUGUCGUUACUUGAGAAUUGCAAGGCACAGACUUGUAGCUAUCAGUGAAAUCAAAGUUAUUUUAUAAAAUCAAAAUGCACGUGGAAGGACGCUCAAGUCGGGCUCAAGAGGCUCCCAUCGAAAUCUAGCCUUGAAAUCCUGCCUCUUCAGGAUUGGCAGCAAAGGCUCUUGGGCUGCUUCUCAGACAAAAGAGCAGGCCAACUUGGAUGUCCUAGUUCCGGUGGCUGAAGGAGCCAUGGGGUCUGUGGUCAAGGGGCAGGCAGAGAAAUCCUUGGAGGGAGCGACCCACUUGCACCUCGGUUGCUGCUGGUUGGAGUGUGGGGGGCUUUGGCUCUAGGAAGAUGGAGGUGGCCUGGCACUGUUUCCUCCGCUCAAGCGAGGGCUGCCGCUGCUGCCCCCCUCCCUUCCCUCCGUCCAGGUACUCACACACAGCCCAUGUGCAUCGGGGGCGGCUGUUGCUGGUGGGCGGCGUCUGGUUCCAUGCCCCGGCUGUGCCUGGCGUCACUGUGAUAGAUCUGGCAACGGGACUCACGGCAGAGUAUUGCAUUGACACGGUGAGUUGCUGGUGUGGGAGAUAUGCCUUUUCUAUAGCUGCCUCCAGGUUCACUUACCUGCUUGCCCUAAGCAUACCUUGAAGCAGGAUCCCACCCUUAUGCCUUACUGAGAGUCACACUAUUGGUCCGUCUAGCUCAUUGCUGUACGCACUGCCUUUUCCAGGCUGCAGGAUUGGAACGGGAAGUGCAGGUGAACAGGCAAGCAAGGAUCCUGUUUCAGCUGAAGGUGCUUAGGCUGAGCUAUUGGAGGGCUGGAGAAAUGGGAGGCUGUGCCAAAGACUUGGUGGGAUCCAUGGGCUUUUGCAGAGGAAUGAGAGGGAGCCUCAUGCGGGCAUCCCUGGAAGGCAGUUCCAAGCACAGGAGACAGGCAGGGAGAACGGGGUGGAGUCUUCUGGGGAGCAGGAGGGCUGAGGGGUUGGCAGCACAGGAGCAAAGGUCACUGGCAGAGAUGUACCAAAAUCUAUGAGUGGAGAGAGAAGCUGGGGCAAAGCCACAGUGGGGUGUGAAGAGGAGGACAAGGAGUUUGUGCUGAAUCCAGGGCAGAGCAGGAGGGCUUUAAGGAGGGGAGGCAUAGCAGGGGGUGGACUGGGUGACCCUUUGGGUCCCUUCCAAGUGUCUGAUUCCAAAAGAGGGGGGGAUGUUGGCAUCCACGUGCUGAUGGACACGAGGAGACCAAGACUAGAGGUGGGAAUGUGCCUGGGGUCAUCUAGGCAAGGGCCAUUGAAGUAGGGAAGAGUUGUGUCCUUGCAAGGGCUGGCAUUGCUCAUGCCAGAUGCUUUUGGCUUCUCUCUUCCUCUCCCCCCACCAGCAAAGCAGGGGCUGGCUACCCGCCUCCCCACAAUCUCCUUCCCCAGAGUGGGGGGUGAGUGAGGCAGGAGGAGCCCCUGUGUGCGUCUGUUGGCUGCCACCUCUGGCCCCCUUUGCCAGCCUGACUCCUGAUGCCAUCCUCGCCCCUCUUCUCUACCAGGCCUCUCUGGAGUGGCCUCUGAUGUUGCACAACCACAGCAGCGUCUUCCUGCCAGAUGAAGAGGAGCUGCUGCUUCUUGGCGGUGGCGGCAACUGCUUCUCCUUUGGGACACAUCUGAACUGCCAUCCUGUCCGCCUGGCCCUGGGUAGUAUUUGGAGUGAGCCGUGAAGCCCUGAGUGGGCCUGAGAGGAUGUGGUCAACAGAAGGGAAAGAGGUUGCCCUGCCCUGGCUUGGUGAGGGUGAAGUGGGGGGGGGCAGGGCAGGGCAGGGCAAUGCCCACCCACCCUCUGCAUGUGGUAUGUGGCUUUUGGCUCUUUCUGCCCCAGGGAAGUUGAUGAGCUUCUUGGCCAGGAGGUGUUAUUUGCUCAGAGGUCAAAUGAUGGUGGGAGGGAAGGAAGCAGGGCCAAUGGAGGUUUGGGGCAGCUGUCCUAUGUUCCCAACCAUCUUCUUAGAUUGGGGAAGAAUUGAUGAAUGAAGGCCAAAGAAUAAAUAAAAUCUGCUCUCGCCAGGGAGGCUCGCUUGACGCCUUCCCUACACAGCUUUAGGUGCCAGGUAAAAACAUUCCUCUAAGGCCUUUUAAACGGGGGUGGGGUGGGUACUGUUCCGUUUGUUGUUACGUUGUGCAUUUUUAUACUGUAAGCAACUCUGUGAGCUUUGGAUGAUGCGUGGUAUAGGAAUUUAAUAAAGAAAUGAUAAUCUCUGACUCAUUCUUAGC
This is a messenger RNA of Podarcis lilfordi (Lilford's wall lizard), 17389 nucleotides long. The record is from the annotation of a GenBank genome assembly. Lineage: Eukaryota; Metazoa; Chordata; Lepidosauria; Squamata; Lacertidae.